Sclerotinia borealis F-4128 is the source of this 942-nucleotide messenger RNA. The record is from the annotation of a GenBank genome assembly. NCBI's taxonomy places the organism in Eukaryota, Fungi, Ascomycota, Leotiomycetes, Helotiales, Sclerotiniaceae.
AUGCCUUCCAGUAACGAGGCAACAGGGACAAACCAAUUACCCUUAUCACGUAUAAAGAAGAUUAUCGGGACAGAUCAAGACAUAAAUAUGUGCUCUAACAAUGCUGCAUUUGUAAUCACUCUAGCCACCGAAAUGUUCAUCCAAUACAUGGCCGAAUCAGGUCAUAACGUUGUCAAGUCUGAACGCAAACCUCGCCGCAAUAUUCAAUACCGUGAUCUUUCUUCCGCCGUCUCCCACGUCGACAACCUCGAAUUCCUCUCCGACAUUAUUCCACGCACCGUCCCCCUCAAAAUCGUAAAAGCCAACGCUCACCUCCCCAACACCCUCAUCCCCAGCAAAUACACUGUCCCCCCAACUACCCACUCUACCUCUACCCCCACAAACUCUCACGCCGACCCCUCUUCAUAUGCUGGCCCCUCCCACGCCGGCCCCUCAAACCCGAACACCUACUCCCCAUCCCUAGACACCGCACCCCCACGCGUCUCCGUCUCCGGCCUCCUGGACUCCGCUUCUUCAUUCUUGCCAGGCCUCAACCGAAUUUAUAUUCAAAAUCCACAUCAAUCCCAACAUCAAACCCAGGCCCAACCUCAACCCCAACAAUACCUCCAAUCCCAAUCCCAACCCCAAAAUUACCUCCAACCCCACUCCCCACCCCAACCUCAACUCCAUCCAACCCAUCCAUCCCCCAACCCCAUCCCCAAUCCCACCCCCACCAUCCACGAAACCAGCCACCCCAACCCUCACCCUCACUCUCCACCUCACCACCACACCAACGGCUUCACUCCCACCAACAAACCCAACCGAAAAACCAGUUCCGGAGCCACCGAAGACGAAGAUCCUAAUGCCCAAUUAAGGAUGGAGAGUCUUGCUAAUGAUGACGAUUAUGAUGAUGAUAAUGAUGAGGAAGAAGAAGAGGAGGAGGAAGAUGUUGAGAUGAGCUAA